CACACACACACACACACACACACACACACACACACAGCUGCUGAGUGAGAGUAGCAGUCCUUUCCUCAGACGGCCACAGUACUCCUGCUACCUGCCGCCCACCAGCCGCGUCAAGGACACCGAGGAGAACCAGGCAGGGGGUCCUACACACACUUCCCUCCCGAGGACUCGGCACUCCUUCCAGGGGACAGCCAGCAGGGACCCUCCCUUGCACCUCCAGACAGACUUACAACCAGACUUCAGACCUCUCCUUGACUAAACUGACAGCAGAGGAAGGUGUCACUACUGCACCCCUCGAACCCUCAGCACCCCCCGAGGGUGAGGUAGUGACAUGGAGCUGCCCUGCCUGCCCCCCGAAACCCCCACCACAGCCAGCUCCUGCUCCACCGACCCCUUGUACGACAACUGUCUACCCCAUGCCGGGAGAGGGAGGGAUAGAGGGUUUAGGGAGAUGGAGAAGGAGAGAAAAAGGGAAAGUGGGGGACUUUGCAACCCUGCUGUAACUGGAAUCCUUCACCCCUCCUCCCCCCCUGGCCUGGUCCCAGCUGCAGCUGUGGUUCCCACACUGGGAAGGGGGAGAGAUGGAAGAGGAGGGGAGAGAGGGGCUGGCGUGCAGCCAGCUCACAGUCACUGCAGCUGGGGAGGCCUGGGAAGGCAGGGCUGGGACAUGGGGACAAACAGAGGAGAGAGAGGAGGAGGGAAUACGGGAGUGCAGGAGGUGGAGAGCGUUCGGCAUCAGCAGAGCCCCAGCCCGAGCGACGGAGACACACACGAGAGCGCUCUUUCCGUCUACGACAACCUCCACGCCGUGACCCCCACCGAGGACGCUGCCAUGGAAACCACUGUGACCUUCCCCACGCCCCAGCGUUUCCUGAGAAUCCCAGUGCCGGUCUCGGUGUUGAUGGAGGAUGGAGGGGUCAGCGGGGAGAGUAGCUCCUGGUCUUCCUGUGAAAUCCUCCUUGCAGGGAGCAGUGCCAGCAAUGGACCAGACCAGUACCAAGACCUGGACCCAGAACCGGACUUCAACCAGGACGAGCCCAUGUUCCAACUCCAGCCAUUGAUCCAACCACAACCCCAUCGACCAGAUAACUUCUCCCAUCUCCAGCCCCUUGUCCCACCUCUACAGACUUCUGCCACCCAUCCAGUCGAGCCUCUCCAGCCUUCUGGUCCGAUCCCUGUACCUGUCCGCCGGGUUCCCCCUCCCCUGCCCUUGGCAGACCCCUCAGCCAGCGCCCUCCGCAGCCUCCUCACCAGCCUCCAGCAGCAGAUAGCCAGGCAGAGAGAGGAGUACGAGGAACGCAUACACAGUCUGGAAGAGAGGAACGAGGCUCUCCAGGUAGAGGUGUUUGACCUCAGGGCCAACCUGGCUCAGCAGAGGCGGUGGUACUCUGUGGUCCAGGCUAAGAUCUUGGAGUCAGAGAGGGGCCGGGCUGAAGCAGACCUCCGAAACACAGCCCUGCAGAGGGAGAUGGAACAGUUCUUUGACACCUUCGGAGAGCUCAACAACGAGGCCAAGAAGACGGAGAAAAUCGUCAGGAGUUUCUGAGACUGACCUUUGGCUGAGGGGUGUGUGCUGUGUGUGCUGAGGAAGUGAAGUAUGUAUGAUGAGAUUGGAAGUGGUAAGACAACUGUCUUUAAACUAAGACUAUUUACACAAUCUUUAAGGCCAGCUGGAGAUGAAACAUUUGAGUAUGAAGCGCUGCCUUCAGGAAUUGUAAUGGAUUAUGGAAUGGUUCAUGAUCAGAAAUGUGCAUAUUCAUAAGCUACAGUAUAUUGUCCAUGGAUUCAGACCACGGGCUCAUACACCUUUAUCUUGCGUCAUGUUUGGCUCAUCUUUGAUGAUUAUAUCACACCUCUCUAUUAGCAUUUUCUAGUGCUGGGUCGGGAUCUGGAAAAGCUGAUUCGCCAGUUCGGUGGGGGAAAGCGCAAAAGGCGCUCGCACACAUCUAGAAGGUUCUGAACUGGUAUCGAUGUACAGUACCUCUGCAUUUACAGCAAUUAAACAGCACAUUCUUUGAGUUGUCCACUUUUAAUUGAUGGGGAAGGACAACAUGAAGGCAAAGUGGUAUUGUGAAACAGCAUGUCAUUGCAGACGGUACAUUAUGAAAAUGAACAAAAUAAAAGAAAAUGAACAAGAUAAAAA
Messenger RNA from Oncorhynchus gorbuscha (pink salmon), 2143 nucleotides. RefSeq names its product rho GTPase-activating protein 24-like. Lineage: Eukaryota; Metazoa; Chordata; Actinopteri; Salmoniformes; Salmonidae. Bases 332 to 1546 code for a protein of 404 amino acids. The record is from RefSeq and is a predicted model, not a curated record. The transcript has 2 exons.